GUGGUGCUGCUGGUGGUGCUGUUGCUGCUGCUUUUCUCUUCCUUCUUCGUCACCCUCAACCUUGAAUCUACCUUUCUCCGGCCUGCUAUCGCUCCAUUGUCACUCGCUUCACCCUCGCGUUCGGUCUGUCCGGUGGAAAUUCGGAGGAGAGGUCACGGCGGAAGACAAAGAGACAGAAAGACAGAGAGAGGGAGAGAGAGAGAGAGCUGAAGAGGAAGCGAAGCUUUCCCAGGACCAUACAAGAGCGAGGGAUCGCCGACAUUCGGAGCCUAUACGAACGAACAUUGAAAAGGGCACAACACAAAAGUCGUCUCGUCCCGUCACGUCUUUCGCGUCGUAGUGCGGCAGUACCACCACGACAUUGAUUCCUACGACUUGCAUCCUCCCGCACCACGCGGCGCAGCAUUGGCAGGAUGGCGUCCGUCAUGGAGACGUUCAAUGCCACCAGCACUGCGCUCCCUGACUCGGUACACGCUGUCAUUGCAUCCGCGCAGACGGGCAUCCUGAGCAAGGCCUUCGACAACUUCUCCUCGCCCUUGGGCUGGUUCGGCGUGUUUUUGGCAGUGUUCCUGGCAGCUGUCAUUUAUGAUCAGAUCUCAUACUGGCAACUCAAAGGGCCUCUGGCCGGCGACUCCUGGAAGAUUCCCUUCAUUGGGCCAUUCCUUGAUUCUGUAAAUCCCACAUUCGGCAAAUACUACACGAAAUGGGUCUCCGGCCCCCUCUCAUGCGUCUCGGUCUUCCACAAGUUCGUGGUCAUCGCUGCGACUCGCGACAUGGCCCGCAAAGUCCUCAACAGCCCCAUGUAUGUCAAGCCCUGUGUCGUGGACGUUGCACACAAGCUGCUUCGUCCCGAUAACUGGGUGUUUUUGGACGGGAAGGAGCACGUGGAGUACCGAAAGGGUCUCAAUGGACUGUUCACCCGAAAUGCGUUGGAGAGCUAUCUUCCCGGUCAAGAGGAGGUCUACAACGAAUACUUUGAGGAGUUCUUGCGCGAGAGCACAGCCGCGGGUGGGCACAAGGCGUGGGUGUAUCAGCUGCGCGAGCUGCUGUGCGCUGUAUCAUGCCGCACAUUUGUGGGACACUACAUGUCCCGCGAGCAGGUCAAGCGCAUCGCAGACGACUACUACAUGAUUACUGCCGCGCUCGAAUUAGUCAACUUCCCCAUCAUUCUCCCGUACACCAAGACAUGGUACGGCAAAAAGUGCGCCGAUAAGGUCCUCGAGGCAUUCUCCAACUGCGCUGCCAAGGCCAGAGUCCGCAUGAAGCAGAAAGGCGCUGAGCCAGAGUGCAUCAUGGACCGCUGGAUCACACAAAUGAUCGAGUCUGAUCGUUACCGAGCACGCAUUGCCAGCGGCGAAAAUGUACCUGCCGAGGAGAAGCCAGCAAUGCUCCUCCGCAACUUCUCCGAUAUCGAGAUCUCCAUGACGGUCUUCACAUUCCUCUUCGCUUCGCAAGACGCGACGUCGAGUGCUGCUUCUUGGUUGCUGCAGAUUGUGGCGGACCGGCCCGACGUCUACCAACAGAUUCGUGAGGAGGCCGACAGGAUACAUCCCCGAGCAGAAGACCCCAUCAGCCUUGAAAUGCUCGAGAGCAUGACCUACACUCGUGCAGUAGUCAAGGAAACGCUCCGAUACCGCCCACCAGUCCUCAUGGUCCCUUAUCUAGUCAAGAAGGACUUUCCCAUCCCCGAGGGCAAUUAUGUCGCUAAGAAAGGCACGAUGAUUAUUCCUUCGACGUGGCUGUCCCUUCACGACCCGGAAGCAUACGAGCAACCCGAUGAGUUCGUGCCGGAGCGAUGGAUCACUGGAAAUGCAGAAGAGCAAGGCAAGAACUGGCUGGUGUUUGGCACUGGUCCUCAUUACUGUCUCGGUCAGACAUAUGCGAUUCUCAAUUUGAUGCUCAUGGUGCACAAGCUGAGCGCUUCAUACAACUGGACGCACCAGAUCACACCCCGCAGCGAAGAGAUCAAGGUUUUCGCCACCAUCUUCCCCAUGGACGACAUGCUCUUGCAAUUCUCUAGACGAAGAGCGACUUCAUAGACUUAUAGAACGGCACUAGAUGUGCUCUUUUUCUUUUUUUUUACAACUUGGGUGUUGAGCCGUACGCAGUCGCGCAAAACAGUGCGCAUUUCACACAUUGCAUGGCAGCUUUCCUGCACGACGCUGGAGAGAGAGCGAGCGAGAGAGAGCGAGCGAGAGAGAGCGAGGAUUAUUUCACCUGCCGUGUACGUAGUAGCUACAUAGGUGGUGGUGGUAGUUGGUAGAAGCAGCAUGGAGGAAGCAGCCAAGGCCAGUAAACGUAAUACCAGACAAG
This is a messenger RNA of Sphaerulina musiva SO2202, 2313 nucleotides long. Its product is annotated as cytochrome P450 61. Gene Ontology annotation, biological process: sterol metabolic process. Lineage: Eukaryota; Fungi; Ascomycota; Dothideomycetes; Mycosphaerellales; Mycosphaerellaceae. The transcript is spliced from 2 exons. Gene Ontology annotation, molecular function: monooxygenase activity; heme binding; iron ion binding. The record is from RefSeq and is a predicted model, not a curated record. The coding region runs from base 414 to 2039 and encodes 541 amino acids.